AUGGCGGAGGAGUGCAAAACAGAGGACUAUGUGAAGACCAUGCAGCGCGUGUUUAAACGACAGUACAAGUACAUAGACGCCACCGACGGCACACCCAUAGCCGCACGGAUCUUCUAUCCGCUUGCGAAGCGCGAGGUUCAAUUGAAUGGAAUUAUCAUGCAUUACUCGGGGCUUGUGUUCCCCACUGAGGCCCACGACUACAUGUUGGAGAAGCUGGCAACCGAGUACCACUGCAUGGUCUUCAACAUUG
Molecule: messenger RNA, 250 nt
Organism: Sphaeroforma arctica JP610
Lineage: Eukaryota; Ichthyosporea; Ichthyophonida
Exons: 2
Source: RefSeq, a predicted model, not a curated record